Messenger RNA from Vitrella brassicaformis, 652 nucleotides. The record is from the annotation of a GenBank genome assembly. Lineage: Eukaryota; Vitrellaceae.
AUGUCAAGCCUGCUGGCAAGUACAAGAACCUGGCUGUGCAGCUGGCGCUAUCCUGCUCUACGCAGGUUAGUCGAAAGAGACACUCUGACGAAUGCAGCUGCCAUCCAUCCACCCACCUCCUUCCCUGUUGCAUCAUGUAUGUGUGCAGCGGCUAUGCGGCUUCUCUGCUGCUCGACUGCGUCGAAAUCGCCCUCUCCUCUCCCUGGUUUGCUCUCGCGAGGCAGCCAAGGCUGUUUGUUUACGAGCGGCAGCCGAGUGCAACUCACGACGAGCCCCCAAUUCAACAGAGCGGGACAGGCCCGCUCUAUUUUUGUUUUUUACAUACCCUUGACGUGCGCGACGCGACUCUCGGGGUGGGUGCGUUAUCGUUUAGGGUUUAGAUGAGAUGGGAUGUGCAAGUGCACAACGCGGCCACAUGUGUGAGACGACUCUCAUGGGAAGACUGACUCAUCAUGUCUCUUGUAAAUGGCAACUCGGAAGACGUCUGUCGCUCGGACAUGGCAUUCAUUUACACCAUUCAUCGCCAUCCCAUUCAUGUGUCUGCCUGCCUGCCUCUCUGCCUGCCCUCUAGCCGUCACUGGAUGGAUGGAUAGAUAGAAUUGCUGCAGCCGAGACUCACAAUGGCAUACUGAUUCAAGGCACUGGUUCAAGG